AUGGAAUAUUCUGAAAAGGAUGAUGAUAAUAGUUAAGAGAAUUCGGAUGAUUGGUAGAAAACAGAUAUUUCUUAACAUUAAGAAAAUAGAUUAAAACAAUUAGCAAAGGGAAUACAUGAUAUGUUUUAGUUGUAUGAAACUUUGAGAAUGAGGAAUGUGAAAAAUACAAUAUUUUGA
Paramecium sonneborni is the source of this 177-nucleotide messenger RNA. NCBI's taxonomy places the organism in Eukaryota, Ciliophora, Oligohymenophorea, Peniculida, Parameciidae. The record is from the annotation of a GenBank genome assembly.